UGUCAAAUUAAAUACAUACACAAAUGAUGAUAAAAAUUUGAAGAAAUUAAAAUACGAUUUAUAAAAUGCCGACGUACUAAUGAAGUAUAAUUCUGUUAAUAGUUGGCUCUUUAUCCAGUUCCCAAGCAAGCAACAAUAACGCACUAAUAAUAGAGAAUCAACAAUUUAAAAUAACAUCAAGAUGGCUUGGUCUGCCGCGGCAAAUCACUUCAAACAAACUUGGAUAACUACUAUAAUGAGUAUGAUACUAUUUUGUGGUGUAACUUAUUUUUUAAUUUGGGCUGAGGGUCAUGCAAUAAGAAGUAAUUUGAUGUUGGAAGAGCUGAUGUCUGCAGCUCAGAGUAUAGAUGUUCAUACGCAAGACGAUGCAGCGCGGUAUGAAGAUAAGAUUGUUCAUAUAGUUGGUCCCUUGAGAAUCUUAGAGCCAAUAUCAGAACCUGAUUAUAAUAUACAAGUACAGGCGGUAAAGUUAAGGAAGCGUGUACAGAUGUACCAAUGGAUUGAGGAAACUACAGAUACAGAGAACUUUCUAAGUGAACCAGCUGAAGAAUCACAGAAGACAUACUGGUACCGUAAAGAGUGGAAAGAUUAUGUUGUUGAUUCUGCUCUGUUUUAUAUUCGUCCUGGACAUCACAAUCCAACAUCAAUGCCACUCUUUAGUGAAACACACAUUGCUGAAAAUGUGAAAAUUGGAUGGAUGUAUUUGGGAUUGGAUGUGAAAAGGAAAGUUAAUGAUUAUUAUGAAAUAUGGUCAGAUUCAAGACCAGAAAGGAAUGAUAUAAAACUACAUUCAGGUUUUUACUACCAUGGCAAUAGUCCACUGGAACAUGAGAUUGGUGAUUUGCGCAUACAUUUCUCUUAUGCUGGUCGUGAAGAUGAUAUUUACACUGCGGUUGGAUUAGUGGAAAGAGGCACACUACAACCAUAUUCUCCCAAAAACUUUCCAUCUGCUGAUCCAAUUUCCCUAAUGCGAAAGGGCUCAUAUAGUUUAAAACAGCUCUACGAUUUGGAAAAACGUGACGCAAACACGCACACAUGGAAAUAUCGAUUGCUCGGCUUUGUGCAAGUGUUUGCUGCUAUAAUGACCCUACAUCCAGAAUGGCUAACUUUAUUUCUUCAAUGUAAAUGGGUGUCCAGUAACCUUAGACGAUGUACUCGACUCUGGGUCAACUUGGUUCUGUCGUUUUCUUACACCUUGUUCAUAAUCUCCAUUCCUUGGCUGUUCCACAAAGCCACGUUCGGCGCAUUAGCGCUUGGCGGCGCGUUACUACCAAUCGCGCACUAUUCCACGCUCCUCUCGCGCGACACGCGCCGCGCGCGGUACGAGGACCGCUGACGCAUGCGCACUGCGAUACCGCACCUCGUCGAAAUGUGCGUUAUGGCGCUCACGUACGCAUUCGUUGCGUACCAAUUUGUUGAACGAUGAAUGUGUAUUUGUGUACAAAUAAAUCACAUUGAAUGUAUGUUCCGUUCUGUCAUUAUAUAUGUGUAUGGAGGGGAGUAAUUGUGUUCCGUUCUGUCUGUGUACAGAGUAGUUAUGUGUUUUGUCACUAAAAAUUAAAUAAAUAACAUUAAAUGUAUGUUCUGUUCUGUUAUUAUAAAUGUGUAUAGAGGGGAGUAAUGCUGAUGUAAGCUGUGUUGUGUAUCUUUUUAAAGAUUCGGUCGGUGGAAGAAUAAAGUGAUAGGUUUAAAGGACUCAAAAAGUAAUGUUAAGCUCUUGAACUGUAUCCUGUGCUACUUAUGUAUUAAGUGGUCGAUAUUUGUAACUUAAUGUUUUAAGACAUUGCUACUAGAAUUUUGAGGUAUUUUAAAUAUUAUAAAUACAUAAGUAAAAUUGCUAAAAUGUAAAGUGUUUUAGUCUGGUCCUUGUUAUUUUUCAAUGUUUUUGUUGUUAUUUAUUUUCAAGAUGAAAGAAGAAAAAAUAAUUAUUUUAUAUUUAUUAACACGCAGUGUGUCAUGCGUUUGUGACUGGUUGUGCUUAAAUUCGGUUUUCAGGUAGAUCAAUAGCCUCGAAUAAUGUAAAAGUCCAUAUAAAUAUUGUGUACCUACUUAAUAUAAUUAUAAAUAAGUACGUAUUAUUUGACGGGUGGGUGACAUAUUACAUAUCAUUUCAUCUUCAUUGAUACUAUUGCCUUUGGUAUUUUUAUACUGCUAAAUGCUAAUACCUGUGUACAAACUACAAUUUUGUAUUGCAUUGUGUAAUUAAGCUAUAAACUUAUUCACUACCUAACUACUUUCUAUGAAUGUAGUUACAUAUUUAUAAUUCUCAUAAAAUAGUUAGAAG
Messenger RNA from Colias croceus (clouded yellow), 2284 nucleotides. RefSeq names its product transmembrane protein 43 homolog (gene Tmem43). The record is from RefSeq and is a predicted model, not a curated record. The coding region runs from base 182 to 1336 and encodes 384 amino acids. The transcript is spliced from 8 exons. Gene Ontology annotation, cellular component: nuclear inner membrane. Gene Ontology annotation, biological process: nuclear membrane organization. Lineage: Eukaryota; Metazoa; Arthropoda; Insecta; Lepidoptera; Pieridae.